This is a messenger RNA of Acanthochromis polyacanthus (spiny chromis), 1747 nucleotides long. RefSeq names its product solute carrier family 35 member G2b (gene slc35g2b). The record is from RefSeq and is a predicted model, not a curated record. Gene Ontology annotation, cellular component: membrane. Lineage: Eukaryota; Metazoa; Chordata; Actinopteri; Pomacentridae.
CCUCAUUUGACACCUAGAAAACAUGGAUGUAUCCUCAUCCUCGCUCCAGUACGUCAAAAAGCGGGUUAAGAUUCAUCCCAACACAGUAACAGUGAAAUACGCCACCCACUUCCCCCAGCCUGGUGAUGAAGGGUACGAUGAUGCACCCUCUUUUGAGGACUUUGGCACCUUCGCAGAAGCAAAUGUGGGAAAGAGACUGGUGUCAGACAGCAAAGGGGGCAGGACUUUCUUUGGAACCAUGGAGACUCAGCCUAAGCAGCCAAGUGUGCAAAGAGACAAGGGAGUUGAGGGCCAGCUGGCUAGCUUCGGCGAAGCGAAUGUCUUGGCCUCCAGAGUGACCUGGAUGGCCUUGUUUGGGGCGGCGGUGGCUCAUGGUUGUGUGGCGCUGAUUACUCGUUUAGCAGCUGACCGCUCUAAAGUUCCCUCUCUUGAGCUGCUCUUCAUCCGCUCUGUGAUCCAAGUGCUGUCCAUUUUAGUAGUCUUCUACUACCACGAGGCCCCCUUCGGCCCUAAGGGCUACCGACUGCGUCUCUUCUUCUACGGUGUUUGCAACGUCAUCUCAAUCACCUGCGCCUACACGUCCUUCGCCAUAGUACCACCCAGCAACGGCACCAUCAUGUGGCGCGCCUCCACCACAGUCUUCAGUGCAAUACUGGCCUUCUUGCUGCUGGAUGAGCGGCUGGGCUACACAGAUGUGGUCACGGUGGUGGGAAGCGUGUUCGGUCUGUGCCUCGUCAUGGUGCCAAAUGUGGCAGAUGAGGAGAAGUCCAGGCUGGGGUUUUGGAAGGAGGCCUUUGGCUACACAAUGACAGUGAUGGCCGGCUUGACUGCUGCCCUCUCCAUGAUCGUCUACAGAGCCAUUAAGGAGCGCGUCAGCAUGUGGACGGCACUCUUUACCUUCGGCUGGACGGGCACAGUGUGGGGGGCCUCCACCAUGUUUAUCAUGCAGGAGCCCAUCAUUCCUCUGGACGGAGAGACCUGGGGCUAUUUAAUUGGGAUCUGUAUCUGCUCCACCGUGGCAUUUCUCGGAGUCUACUAUGCUCUGAAUAAGUUUCAUCCAGCCUUAGUUAGCACCGUGCAGCACCUUGAGAUCGUGGUUGCCAUGUUUCUCCAGCUCAUUGUUCUGAGGAUGAUCCCGUCUGUGUAUGAUGUCAUCGGAGGCCUGGUGAUCAUGAUCAGCGUGUUCACUCUGACAGGAGUCAAGCUGUACAGGGUGAGCAGGGCCAUUCGGCAGGAUUAUCAAGAGAUCCUGGACUCGCCAAUCAAAUAAAUUAAGAUCUGUCAGUCUAUUUGUUUACAGUGUUGCUUGGGUGUGCAAUUUAAAGAAUGUCUGGAUCUUCAUCUGAUCAUUUUUGUAUUGUUGUGUUGUCGAAAGAGUGCCAGUUGUGUAACUAAUGUCUUAAUAUUUGUGUGUGAAAUAAAAGACAAAUGUAAUAUGGUGAACAUAUCCCCUGAUAGUUCUGUUUUAAUGUCAAAUUGUGUCAUGGACCAAAAAUUCUGCAACAAAGAAAAAAAAAUACAAGAGUGAAUUUGAUUUGUGUGAUUUACUAUGCUCCGACAUUUCAAAUAAUACCGAGCAUAUUGAAUCUGGUCUUGUGAGUGGCAGUGUAAAAUCAUAACAUCAACAAGGUGUGGUGUAUCCCUGUGUUGUCACACUGCCACACUUGUCACACUGUGUAAAUGUCAGCAAAGAACUCAUUCAUAGUGCGUGCAAUGAAUGAAAGAAUAAAAAUACAUACCACCCAUG